Manduca sexta (tobacco hornworm) is the source of this 875-nucleotide messenger RNA. RefSeq names its product 39S ribosomal protein L17, mitochondrial (gene mRpL17). The transcript has 2 exons. The coding region runs from base 156 to 767 and encodes 203 amino acids. Gene Ontology annotation, molecular function: structural constituent of ribosome. The record is from RefSeq and is a predicted model, not a curated record. Gene Ontology annotation, biological process: translation. Lineage: Eukaryota; Metazoa; Arthropoda; Insecta; Lepidoptera; Sphingidae. Gene Ontology annotation, cellular component: ribosome; mitochondrial large ribosomal subunit.
CAGUAUGGUCGUAAGAUGGCCUGUCCUCUAAAGACGAAUUAUAAAAAAAAAUAGAAAAAAAUCUCUAAUGUCAUACUGAACUACAUAACCUCAAUUCAGUAUUUUGGUUUUUAAUAAUAUUUAAUCAAAGAUUUAUAAGAGAGAGUAUUUUCAAUAUGAAUCAGGCUGAUGUAUCGAAGUUAGUUUCAAAACUACGUAUUAAAGUAAAAGCGGAACAUCGAAAUCUUCGAAAUCCAAAAGGUCCUGAAGGAAGGAUUGAUAAGUUGCGUAAAACAGUUACCGGAUUAAUAAAAUUUGAGAGGAUUGAAGUCAAUUAUAACAGAGGGGACGAAGCUCGUCAAUAUGCCGAAAGACUUAUAUCGGAAGCUAUAAGACAUGGAGACUGCCACACACCAACUAUGAAAAUGGCAGACUUUUGGCUACUUGAAAAGGAACUAGUACACAAGCUUUUCAAAGUUCUUGUUCCCAGAUUUGAAAAUUCAAAUGUAUCAUUCACAAAAAUGUAUAAAGCACCUAAGCCACAAUAUUCACGCAAUUUAGAAAAAGCUGUACUAGAGUUAAGAGGGAACCCCUACCCAGACUUGUUUACAAAACAACCUAACAAUAGAUUAUGGAUCCAAAAUGUACUGCUUGAAGCAGCUAAACAUGAUUAUAGACAAAGUAAAUAUGCAGAAAUAGCUCAAAAUAUGGCUAAAAAUGAAGAACCCACUCAAGUUAAUAGUGAAGCUCCAAAGAGUGAAAUUAUUGAAGAUAUUAAGACACAAUAAUUCAUUUUAUAUUUAAGUUAAACUUAGUACAUGUAACAUAAUAUCCUAGUGUAGAAAAUAAAUUGAUAUACAAUAAAAAAAAAAAAUUACUUAUUUUCUUCAAAAAAA